GGGAGGCAGAGGGCGGGCGGGAGGAUGCGGCUGAAGCUGGGCUUCCUGCUGCGCGCCGUGCUGCUGGCGGGCAGCUUCUUGGGGCUGCUGCUGCUCUGGUCCUCGCUGUCGCCCCGCGCCGAAGAGCCGGAUCUCCCGGGACGGACGCGGGAUGACAAAGAAGCCAACAGACCCCUGCCAAACAAAGGAGACCACGGACUAGGAAAUGAGAAGUUCAAACCUGUGGUACCUUGGCCUCAUGUUGAAGGUGUGGAAGUGGACUUGGAAUCCAUUCGAAGGAAAAAUAAGGCCAAAAAUGAACUAAAUCAUCACGGUGUUGAUAACAAGCAGCAAAACAUCAUCCAGAGGCAGUAUCUCACAUUUAAACCUCAGACAUUUGUGUACCCAGAUCCUGUGUUACGACCUGGAGUCCUUGGUAAUUUUGAACCCAAAGAGCCCGAGCCUCAUGGAGUUGUUGGUGGCCCUGGAGAGGAAGCGAAGCCAUAUGUUUUAGGACCCGAUUACAAAGAAUCCGUUCAAGCCAGCAUUAAAGAGUUUGGGUUUAAUAUGGUGGCAAGUGAUAUGAUCUCACUAGAUCGGAGCGUUAAUGACUUGCGUCAAGAAGAAUGCAAAUACUGGCAUUAUGACGAUAACCUGCUCACCUCCAGCGUUGUCAUCGUCUUCCAUAAUGAAGGGUGGUCCACACUCAUGAGGACAGUCCAUAGUGUCAUCAAAAGAACACCAAGAAAAUACUUGGCAGAAAUUGUUCUGAUUGAUGAUUUUAGCAACAAAGCACACUUACAAGAGAGGCUGGAUGACUAUAUAAAGCAGUGGAAUGGUCUUGUAAAGGUAUUUCGAAAUGAAAGGAGAGAAGGCUUGAUCCAAGCUAGAAGUAUUGGAGCCCAGAAAGCUAAACUUGGACAGGUUUUGGUUUACCUUGAUGCCCAUUGUGAGGUGGGAAUUAAUUGGUAUGCACCACUUAUAGCUCCUAUAUCUAAGGACAGAACUACAUGUACUGUACCUCUAAUAGAUUACAUAGAUGGGAAUGAUUAUUCCAUUGAGCCACAACAAGGUGGGGAUGAAGAUGGUUUUGCCAGAGGGGCCUGGGACUGGAGUUUGCUAUGGAAACGAAUUCCGUUAAGCCACAAGGAAAAGUCCAAACGAAAACAUAAAACUGAGCCUUAUCGGUCCCCUGCAAUGGCUGGUGGAUUGUUUGCCAUUGAACGUGAUUUCUUCUUUGAACUGGGUCUCUAUGAUCCAGGGCUUCAAAUCUGGGGUGGUGAAAAUUUUGAGAUUUCUUACAAGAUCUGGCAGUGUGGUGGAAAACUGCUGUUUGUUCCCUGUUCUCGUGUUGGACACAUCUAUCGUCUGCAGGGCUGGCAAGGAAAUCCACCCCCUGUGUACGUUGGGUCUUCUCCUACCUUAAAGAACUAUGUCAGAGUUGUAGAAGUGUGGUGGGAUGAAUACAAAGAUUACUUCUAUGCCAGCCGGCCGGAGACAAAAGCGCUACCCUAUGGAGACAUAUCUGAGCUGAAAAAGUUCCGUGAAGAUCACAACUGCAAAAGUUUUAAGUGGUUUAUGGAAGAAAUAGCAUAUGAUAUAACUUCAUAUUAUCCUUUACCACCCAAAAACGUGGACUGGGGAGAGAUUAGAGGCUUUGAAACCUCUUACUGCAUCGACAGCAUGGGGCACACCAACGGUGGCUUUGUUGAGCUUGGGCCGUGCCACAGAAUGGGAGGAAAUCAGCUUUUCCGAAUCAACGAAGCCAAUCAACUCAUGCAGUAUGAUCAGUGCUUAACUAAAGGACCAGAUGGAUCCAAAAUUAUGAUUACACACUGUAAUCAGAACGAAUUCAAGGAGUGGCAGUUCUUCAAGAAUCUGCACAGAUUUACUCACAUUCCAUCAGGGAAGUGCUUGGAUCGCUCCGAAGUCCUCCAUCAAGUUUUCAUUUCAGAGUGUGACUCCAGUAAAGCAACACAAAAAUGGGAAAUGAACAACAUCCUUAGUGUGUAGACAGACAAAACCUACCUACUGACGCAUUCAUUUGUACAGGACUGAAAAAAGCCUGAAAACUGCUGCAGUUAUUAACUUUGUACAGUUGUGAGCCUCCUGGCUUGGAUGAAGGACAUAGAGGAACUGUGAUUAUUACAAUAACAUUAUCAUCCGCAGUUAAUGUUUACAAAACUGCUUUACCUUAAACUCUGUAGAUGUUUACAUCAUUUUGUUUCAAGAUGUUGGUAAAUUAAUGUGCUGUUAGCUAUGGUUCAUAGGAACAUAGUUAAAAGCGUUGUCGUCUUCUUUGGGAUUACACUCAGGGGUCUGAAGGCAGUUUUUUUACACACACUUGAAAAGGUUGGAGUAAUCAGAUUUUCAUAGAACUUGGUGAUUAUCAACCUGUUGUAUAUUUUUAUUUAAUUUUACAUCUUACUAAGCACUGCCACAGGUUAUUAGCCAGGGUGGCCUUCUCUCACAGUCAUGCUGCUUUUUUGGAAGAUGAAUUUCGACGUAUUUAGUGCCUCUUUCAUUUCUCUCUUUCACAAGGAAAGCGUUUGUUGGAAAUCUACAGUGGGUUGUUUUGAGCUGUCACCAGGGGUAGGGACCAACUGUACCACCCCAUGUAAUUACUGUGCUAACAAAGAAAAAUUUCUAUUGCCAGGUUGGCUGCUCUGCUUUCAGCCAAACGCUUGGUACAGUGCAAGGAAGACUGUAGAGUUUAGUGCUAAUGUGGUACAAUUUGAUGGAGGUAAGCACCCUCAUGAAUCCAGUUAAGGAUUUAUAAGCAUUAAUUUGCUUGUUUAAACCAUGCCUUACAUAAAAAUAAUUAAAAUAAGCAAAACCAACAAGAAAAACAAACAAGCUACACAAUUAUGUAGAACUUUGAAAGAAUCAAAUACUUCAUUUGUACUGCUAUUUUGAAUGGACAUCACUUAGAGGUGGACUAAAACUUUUAAUUAGGAAAAAAAAUCCAGAUACUUAACACAUCUGCAUAAUUUGUCACAAGGACAUCUGUCAGCCAGUUUGGAUGCUAGAUUUAGAUUCAAAAAGAGAAAUGGAAAUCCUGUUUGUACACUUGUUCGUACUACUUUUCUUGUUAUUUCUGUCAUUUACAACUUCUCCAGAGGGAUUACAAACCCAACAAACCCAACUGCUUGGUGCUAUAGUGUUCAGAGUAGAAUGUGAAGAAGUUGUUUCUAAAAAUGUUCUGGAAAGGAGUUGAUUUGAGAUCCCUUAGGAGUAUAAAUAUUUACUCUGAAUGAAUAGAGAGGUGGAGAGGAAAUGACUUAACUUCACUUCAUUUGUCCAGAUUUUGUGACUUAAAUGUUGACAUCAGUGUACUGAUUCCAUAACAGUUACCCCUAUAACACAUCCCACGAUUAAGUAUGACUAAAUACUUCCCUCAAGUCUAGAAUAGCAUUGCAUGCAGCUUCCGUUGAUGUUAACAAGGGUUAUGUAUCAUAUUUGGUGACAGAGUUGGAUCUUAAUAGAUCUGUCUGCCCUGAUCUAUUAGUUUGGGAUCUUUCCUAGUUUCUUUAAACUUCUCAUCUAUACUUUCAGAGCUAUGAAAAGUAGAAAAUAAAGGAGGGAGAAACUGGAAAAAAAAAAAAAAAAAAAAAGGAAAAGAAGGUUUUGUGCCGGUACUUGUUCCUUGUGUGUGUGAAAACUGACUCCAUUUGUGUGUUGGGUAGAUUAAUUUAAUCAUACAACUAUGCAUAAGAGAAAGAAUGGUGGCACAUAAAUUGUGCAGGUGUGCAUUUUAAAUGGGUAUUAUGUGCAAUUCAUUGAAAGCUGAUGCUGUAUGUGAAUACGAAUCUGUAUGUGAGACUGAAACCUUACAAAACAUGAGAUCAUAAAAAGCUGUUGCUGUAAUGACUUUUUCCUACUAUAGCCGGCUUGGAAAAAAAUAAUUCCCAUAUUCUUGCUUUGUAAGUUGAUGAUAAUGUCACUAUGCAUUUCUACAUAUUUUAUAAAUUUGAUUUAUGCAGAUUUUGAUACACUGUAUGUUUCUGUAGAAAUUGUAUAAAUCUUUAAAAAAUUUAUUAGGGAUAAAUCUGGGAAACCUAUGUAUAUCUUACUCAUGGGUUGCUUGUUUUUUAGGUGAAGUAAAUAAAAUAUUUGAAUUUUUUUGUUUUACUAUA
Parus major (Great Tit) is the source of this 4115-nucleotide messenger RNA. RefSeq names its product polypeptide N-acetylgalactosaminyltransferase 7 (gene GALNT7). The record is from RefSeq and is a predicted model, not a curated record. NCBI's taxonomy places the organism in Eukaryota, Metazoa, Chordata, Aves, Passeriformes, Paridae. The transcript has 12 exons. Gene Ontology annotation, cellular component: Golgi apparatus. The coding region runs from base 25 to 1992 and encodes 655 amino acids.